AUGCAACGUUAUUUGUUGCUACUGCUGGCCAUCGAGAAAGUUGUAUCAUAUAAGCCGGUGUCGGUGAUCCAUCCUGUUCAUAUCAUAGUUCCAUUACCAUUAGAAGAUGAUACUGAAGAACUCAAAAAUCCUUUUGGACUGACUAUUCUCAAGGUUAGACCAGUAAUUGAUCUCGCGCUAGACGAUGCCUACAGAAAAUUCCAGUAUGUGCCACCCGACUCUAUGGCUAUCACCUAUCGUGAUAGCCGAUUGUCAGAUGCACAUGGGCCAAAUGUAGCCAUACAGCAGUUAGUUAAGGGUAUUCCUGUGAUCACGCCAAUCGGGUUAACAAUGAACCUCGACAACAAAUUGGAAUACCAAACAUUGACUAGGAUUAGUGGUCCAUAUAAGGUAUGUGCUUUUCUUUUUUUCUUGGCACAUAGUGAGUCUUAUGUGGAGCAUACUUUGAUAUGUAAUUUAAAAUGGGAAAAAUUUCCAUUAGUGUAGAA
This is a messenger RNA of Strongylus vulgaris, 488 nucleotides long. NCBI's taxonomy places the organism in Eukaryota, Metazoa, Nematoda, Chromadorea, Rhabditida, Strongylidae. The record is from the annotation of a GenBank genome assembly.